Staurois parvus is the source of this 357-nucleotide messenger RNA. The record is from the annotation of a GenBank genome assembly. NCBI's taxonomy places the organism in Eukaryota, Metazoa, Chordata, Amphibia, Anura, Ranidae.
AUGUUCAAUGAGGGAGAUGAAUUCAGUUUUGAAGAAAUUAAAAUGGCUACAGGAAUAGAGGAUAGUGAGCUCAGAAGAACUCUGCAGUCACUGGCAUGUGGGAAAGCCAGGGUACUAAAUAAAUUACCAAAGGGUAAAGAUAUUGAGAAUGGAGACAAGUUUAUCUUUAAAACAGACUUUAAGCACAAGUUAUAUCGGAUUAAAAUUAACCAGAUCCAAAUGAAGGAAACGGUGGAAGAACAGGUUAAUACGACAGAGAGGGUUUUCCAGGACAGACAGUACCAGAUCGAUGCAGCUAUUGUACGCAUUAUGAAGAUGAGGAAAACUCUUUCACACAAUCUUCUUGUGUCUGAGAUU